AUGGCUUGUUUAUGCCAUGGAAUGCUCAGCUUGGAAGAGCUGGAAACUGCAGAAAGACUUGACACUAACUAUAACGUGGACCCUGAGUGUUUUAUGAAUAUCAGCGAAAUUAUCAGUUUUCAUAACUAUCCAAGUGAGGAAUAUCGUGUUGAAACAGAAGAUGGAUAUAUACUUACCAUUAACAGAAUACCAUAUGGAAGGUAUAAUGGUGCAAAUAAAGCUGCACGACCUGUUGUGUUUUUGCUGCAUUGUGUCCUUGGAGAUGGUUCUCACUGGAUUUCUAACCAGCCUCACAACAGUUUUGGUUUCAUAUUAGCAGAUAAUGGUUAUGAUGUUUGGCUUGGAAAUAGCAGAGGAAACAUCUGGUCUUCAAAUCAUAAGACACUGAAGCUGUGGCAGAAGGAAUUCUGGAGCUUUAGUUUUCAUGAGAUGGGAUACUAUGACAUUCCAGCCGUCAUAAACUUUAUCCUGAACAAAACCAAACAGCAGCAGCUUUAUUAUGUGGGCCAUUCAGAAGGCACAACGGCUGGUUUCAUCUCAUUCUCUUCUUGGCCAGAACUGGCUGAAAGAAUUAAGGUCUUUUUUGGAAUGGGACCUAUAGCCACACUAAUAUAUGCUACAAGUCCGAUAUUAAAGAUCUGGCUGUAUCCUCCAUUGUUUCGGACACUGUAUUGCUGCAGAGGAAUUUUCAACUAUCCUACUUUUAUCAGAAAACUAAAGGCUGCGUUUUGUAAUUUUCAACCUAAAUUCUGCGAACUUGUUAUUUCUUUUAUAGCUGGAUCUAACGCUCCCAAUUUCAACCUGAGUCGUAUAGACGUGUAUGUAGCACAUUCUCCUGCUGGAACAUCUAUGCAAAAUCUUCUUCACUGGAAACAGAUCUAUCAUGAAAAGGUGUUUCAAGCAUAUGACUAUGGCACCAAGGAAAAGAAUAUGGAGAAGUAUAACCAGGCAACUCCUCCUGUAUACAAGAUAGAAGAUAUAAAAAUACCUGUUGCACUCUGGUCUGGUGGAAACGACUUAUUUGUGAACAUAGAAGAUAUCCAGGCAUUACUAGCACGGCUUAGUAACGUCAUAUAUCACCAACAUGUUCCUGAAUGGCAACAUCUAGAUUACAUUUGGGGACUUGAUGCACCUGAGGUUAUGUACAAACGUAUCAUUGAGAUAAUGAAAAGAUAUCAGUGAUUCCUCAGCAGCGAUGUACAGAGAACACAUGUUGUAUGAUGACAGUUUUAAGAAACACCUUAAGGUUGUGAUGAUAAUUUAAAAACAGACCUUGAAAUCUUAA
Ahaetulla prasina is the source of this 1285-nucleotide messenger RNA. Its product is annotated as lysosomal acid lipase/cholesteryl ester hydrolase-like. Gene Ontology annotation, biological process: lipid metabolic process. Lineage: Eukaryota; Metazoa; Chordata; Lepidosauria; Squamata; Colubridae. The transcript has 9 exons. Bases 1 to 1182 code for a protein of 393 amino acids. The record is from RefSeq and is a predicted model, not a curated record. Gene Ontology annotation, molecular function: hydrolase activity, acting on ester bonds.